Rotaria sordida is the source of this 552-nucleotide messenger RNA. The record is from the annotation of a GenBank genome assembly. Lineage: Eukaryota; Metazoa; Rotifera; Eurotatoria; Philodinida; Philodinidae.
AUGAGUCGAACAAAUGUUAAACAAAAUAUUGACACACGACGUGUUACACAGGAAUUAUUUACAUUAACUUAUGGAGCAUUUGUUGCACAAAUUCUUAAUGAUUAUGAACAUGUUGAUGAAGUUAAUAAACAACUUGAUAAAAUUGGUUAUAAUAUUGGUGUUCGAUUGAUUGAUGAUUUUCUUGCUCGUAAUCCAACUGUUGGUCGAUGUCAUGAUUUUCGUGAAACAGCUGAUGUUCUUGCUAAACAAGGUUUUAAAACUUACUUAGGUAUAACACCAUCAAUUACAAAUUGGUCACCAGCUGGUGAUGAAUUUUCAUUAUUACUUGAUGGUAAUCCAUUAACGGAAUUUGUUGAAUUACCUGAUGGACCAGGUCAAAAAUUAAGUUAUAAUCAAAUGAUAUGUGGAGCAAUACGUGGUGCUCUUGAGAUGGUUCAAUUAGAAGUUGACUGUCGAUUUGUUCAAGAUCAAUUAAAAGGUGAUAAUACAACUGAAUUACGAGUUAAAUUUUUAAAAAAAUUAGAAGAUGCUUUACCUGUUGGUGAAGAUUAA